AUGGAGCUGUAUUUGGAUUGGGAAGUCGUGGUCAAGGUUGUGGUCGUGGUCAAGGUUGUGCCUGUCCCAGGUGUACCAUCCCCGACAACAGCACCCUCCAAGAAAUCUACUGUACUCCCCGGAAACUCGUUGGAAACUCUGUCUAAUCUCAAUCCAGAAUCAAACAAUACCUGCAACAAAUACCAGUGUUACCAGUGCUUUGAAACACUCGUCUCCUGUGCAGCCUGUCCCAACUGCACCAUCCCCGACAGCAGCACCCUCCGUGAAAUCUACUGGAAACUCAUUUCUAAGCCAGAAUCAAAUAAUACCUGCAACAAAUACCAGUGUUACCGGUGCUUUGAAACACUCGUCUCCUGUGCAGCCUGUCCCAGCUGUUACAUCCCCGACAACAGCACCCUCCCUGUACCAUUCCCGACAACAGCACCCUCCAAGAAGUCUACUGGAAACUCGUUUCUAAUCCAGAAUCAAACAAUACCUGCAACAAAUACAGUUUCAGCUUCUUCCAGCUCCAGCAAUCAACGCCAGGUUAACCCUGGACAAACCAACACAAGUCCCCCAUCUGUACAUACUCCGUCCAGAAAUAGAAGAUCAUCUGUAGAAAAUGGAGCUGUAUUUGGAUUGGGAAGUCGUGGUCGUGGUCGUGGUCGUGGUCAAGGUUGUGGUGACCAACAGUUUUUUCCUUUGCGGCCUGUCCCAGCUGUACCAUCCCCGACAGCAGCACCCUCCGUGAAAUCUACUGGAAACUCGUUUCUAAUCCAGAAUCAAAUAAAACCUGCAACAAAUACCAGUGUUGCCAGUGCUUUGAAACACUCGUCUCCUGUGCAACCUGUCCCAGCUGUACUAUCCCCGACAGCAGCACCCUCCAAGAAAUCUACUGGAAACUCGUUUCUAAUCCAGAAUCAAACAAUACCUGCAACAAAUACAGUUUCAGCUUCUUCCAGCUCCAGCAAUCAACUCCAAGUGAACCCUGGACAAACCAUCACAAGUCCCCCAUCUGUACACACUCCGCCCAGCAAUAGAAAAUCAUCUGUAGGAAAUGGAGCUGUUCUUGGAUUGGGAAGUCGUGGUCAAGGUUGUGGUGUUCAACAGUCUUUUCCUUUGCGGCCUGUCCCAGGUGUACCACCCCCUACAACAGCACCCUCCAAGAAAUCAACUGGAAACUCGUCUCUAAACCUGAAUCAAAUAAUACCUGCAACAAAUACCAGUGUUACCAGUGCUUUGAAACACUCGUCUCCUGUGCAGCCUGUCCCAGCUGUACCAUUCCCGACAACAGCACCCUCUAUGAAACCUACUGGAAACUCGUUUCUAAUCCAGAAUCAAACAAUGCCUGCAACAAAUACAGUUUCAGCUUUUCCCCCGACAACAGCACCCUCCGUGAAACCUACUGGAAACUCGCUUCUAAGCCAGAACCAAACAAUACCUGCAACAAAUGCCAGUGUUACCCGUGCUUUGAAUCACUAUUCUCCUGUGCAACCUAUCCCAGCUGUUACAUCCCCGACAACAACACCCUCCGUGAAACCUACUGGAAACUCGUUUCUAAGCCAGAAUCAAAUAAUACCUGCAACAAAUACCAGUGUUGCCAGUGCUUUGAAACACUCGUCUCCUGUGCAGCCUGUCCCAGCUGUACUAUCCCCGACAGCAGCACCCUCCGUGAAAUCUACUGGAAACUCGUUUCUAAUCCAGAAUCAAACAAUACCUGCAACAAAUACAGUUUCAGCUUCUUCCAGCUCCAGCAAUCAACUCCAAGUGAACCCUGGACAAACCAUCACAAGUCCCCCAUCUGUACACACUCCGCCCAGCAAUAGAAAAUCAUCUGUAGGAAAUGGAGCUGUUCUUGGAUUGGGAAGUCGUGGUCAAGGUUGUGGUGAUCAACAGUCUUCUCCUGUGCAGCUUGUCCCAGCUGUACCAUCCCCUACAGCAGCACCCUCCGUGAAAUCUACUGGAAACUCGUUUCUAAUCCAGAAUCAAAUAAUACCUACAACAAAUACCAGUGUUGCCAGUGCUUUGAAACACUCGUCUCCUGAGCAACCUGUUCCAGCUGUACCAUCCCCGACAGCAGCACCCUCCGUGAAAUCUACUGGAAACUCGUUUCUAAUCCAGAAUCAAAUGAAACCUGCAACAAAUACCAGUGUUGCCAGUGCUUUGAAACACUCGUCUCCUGUGCAGCCUGUCCCAGCUGUACUAUCCCCGACAGCAGCACCCUCCGUGAAAUCUACUGGAAACUCGUUUCUAAUCCAGAAUCAAACAAUACCUGCAACAAAUACAGUUUCAGCUUCUUCCAGCUCCAGCAAUCAACUCCAAGUGAACCCUGAACAAACCAUCACAAGUCCCCCAUCUGUACACACUCCGCCCAGCAAUAGAAAAUCAUCUGUAGGAAAUGGAGCUGUAUUUGGAUUGGGAAGUCGUGGUCAAGGUUGUGGUCGUGGUCAAGGUUGUGCUGUACUAUCCCCGACAGCAGCACCCUCCAAGAAAUCUACUGGAAACUCGUUUCUAAUCCAGAAUCAAACAAUACCUGCAACAAAUACAGUUUCAGCUUCUUCCAGCUCCAGCAAUCAACUCCAAGUGAACCCUGGACAAACCAUCACAAGUCCCCCAUCUGUACACACUCCGCCCAGCAAUAGAAAAUCAUCUGUAGGAAAUGGAGCUGUUCUUGGAUUGGGAAGUCGUGGUCAAGGUUGUGGUGAUCAACAGUCUUCUCCUGUGCAGCUUGUCCCAGCUGUACCAUCCCCGACAGCAGCACCCUUCGUAAAAUCUACUGGAAACUCGUUUCUAAUCCAGAAUCAAAUAAUACCUGCAACAAAUACUAGUGUUGCCAGUGCUUUGAAACACUAUUCUCCUGUGCAGCCUGUCCCAGCUGCACCAUCCCCGACAGCAGCACCCUCCAUGAAAUCUACUGGAAACUCGUUUCUAAUCCAGAAUCAAAUAAUACCUACAACAAAUACCAGUGUUGCCAGUGCUUUGAAACACUCUUCUCCUGUGCAACCUGUCCCAGCUGUACCAUCCCCGACAGCAGCACCCUCCAAGAAAUCUACUGGAAACUCGUUUCUAAUCCAGAAUCAAACAAUACCUGCAACAAAUACAGUUUCAGCUUCUUCCAGCUCCAGCAAUCAACUCCAAGUGAACCCUGGACAAAACAUCACAAGUCCCCCAUCUGUACACACUCCGCCCAGCAAUAGAAAAUCGUCUGUAGGAAAUGGAGCUGUUCUUGGAUUGGGAAGUCGUAGUCAAGGUUGUGGUGAUCAACAGUCUUCUCCUGUGCAACUUGUCCCAGCUGUACCAUCCCCGACAGCAGCACCCUCCACGAAAUCUACUGGAAACUCGUCUCUAAUCCAGAAUCAAGCAAUACCUGCAACAAAUACAGUUUCAGCUUCUUCCAGCUCCAGCAAUCAAUGCCAGGUUAACCUUGGGCAAAGCAACAUAAGUGCUUUGCCUAUACACACUCCACUCCGAUCAUCUGUAGAAAAUGGAUGGAUCAUCUGCUGUCCUUGGAUUGAGUCGUGGUUGUGGUCGUGGUCGUGUUCGCGGUCAAGGUUGUGGUGA
Haliotis rubra (blacklip abalone) is the source of this 3540-nucleotide messenger RNA. RefSeq names its product nascent polypeptide-associated complex subunit alpha, muscle-specific form-like. The transcript is spliced from 4 exons. The coding region runs from base 1 to 3540 and encodes 1179 amino acids. The record is from RefSeq and is a predicted model, not a curated record. Lineage: Eukaryota; Metazoa; Mollusca; Gastropoda; Lepetellida; Haliotidae.